Hyaloscypha bicolor E is the source of this 1531-nucleotide messenger RNA. RefSeq lists its product as uncharacterized. The transcript is spliced from 3 exons. Gene Ontology annotation, cellular component: endoplasmic reticulum membrane. NCBI's taxonomy places the organism in Eukaryota, Fungi, Ascomycota, Leotiomycetes, Helotiales, Hyaloscyphaceae. The coding region runs from base 257 to 1279 and encodes 340 amino acids. Gene Ontology annotation, biological process: protein folding. The record is from RefSeq and is a predicted model, not a curated record.
CAGCAGCCAACCAUGUACGAGCUUCGUUGUUUAGGGCCUUCUUUCCUGGCAACAAACCUGCUCUUUCCCUCGCUGUAUCACCAUACCUUCAGGUAGAAGGAGCACCACGACCGCUACCUCCUCUGCCAUUCACAUUCGCUUUCUACGAGUUUAUCCACGACUCAGGUUUCAGGACAUUCCUCGCCGGAGAGGGUUGCCCCUCAACAACACAACAUCAUUUCCAAACAUCAAUAGGUCUUAGGAUAUUGCAGACACAAUGGCUUUCGGGGACUUCUAUUCGUUAUGCAACCAAGCAUCAGUACCGCUAUGUUCGAUGGUCGGAGCGAUCAAAACGAUUGCGGGUUCGCAUGGGAUUGAAGCAGAGUGUUAUUCGCGCAGCAUCGAAUUGGCCAACACGAUCAUUUUCCAAGGCGCCGCGUCGUUCAUGCACAUCGCAGCACUAAUCAUGACUGUAAUCAUGAUCCUGCACGUCCGAGGCAAAUUCACAGCCGUCGGUCGCAAAGAAAUCACAUUCUUCUUCUACCUCUACAUGCUGUUAACAGCCUUCUCGCUCGUUCUCGACUCCGGAGUCAUCCCUCCUGGCAGUAGCGCAUACCCAUACUUCGCCGCCGCGCAAAACGGCCUCACAUCAGCGCUGUGUGCUUGUUUGCUCAUCAACGGAUUCGUGGGAUUCCAGCUAUACGAGGACGGCACCACGUUAUCCGUCUGGCUCCUCCGAACAGUCAGCUUCGCCAUGUUUAUCAUCACGGGCUUGAUUUCGCUGGCAACUUUCAAAUCAUGGGCGGGCCUGGGCCCAACUCACACGGUUGGCCUGUUCAUCGUGCUAUACCUCAUCUCUGGGAUAGAAUUAUUGGUUUACGUUGUAAUGCAAACCAUUCUUGUAGUGAACACGCUGCAGGAUCGCUGGCCACUAGGAGAUAUUGCUUUUGGAGCAUUCUUUUUGAUCAUCGGCCAGGUCAUCCUGUACGUUUUCAGCAACACAAUAUGCAAUGCUGUGCAGCAUUACUUGGAUGGGCUAUUCUUUGCUACUAUUUGCAACCUUUUGGCUGUAAUGAUGGUUUACAAGUACUGGGAUUCCAUCACCCGCGAAGAUCUCGAAUUCUCCGUCGGUACCAAGCAAAAUAACUGGGAAGUCAAAGAGCUCCUCCCGGAAGAAGACCGCCGAAACACCUUGUACCAAGACACGAAGUACCAGGACACGGAUUACCCAAGCACAACACUGUACAACUCUACUGCCGCCCCAGGGAGAAACUCGAAUUAUGGAGGGUUUACAUACUAAGCUCCUUUUGAAUCAGUGCUACGGAAGAUGUUAAAAAGGGAUAAAUGAAAAGGGGAAGUGUAGUUUAAGCAUAGCGUGGUUAGGUCUGCUUUACAUUUCGGCGUAAAAAGGCGAAAAAUCAUUGAGUGUAAAUAUUGGAUACGCGGUUAUGGGUCACAGCGUUUGCACUGACUGCACUCCACAGCAGGCAUGUAUGUAGAUAAAUCAAAGUCGUAAUAAAUGGGUCCCUUCGAUCUAUAUCCCGCCAUGUUU